CAUUUUCCGUUCGAAUUCGAGCCCUGUCGAUAGAACUGAUUUUCGUCGUCUCCCUCGUUCUCCGUGUUGUUGUUCAUCUCGGUGACGCGACAGAGGUGUAGCCUGACGCGGUCUCUUACGUGUCGGUCUGAAUAAAAGUGGAGCUCGGAGGACCCGGGAGUGACGAAGCGAGUCUGUGUCGGGCUCUCCAGAGUUCUCCACCCGCCAUUCCAGCCAACUAAAUGACCAUGGAAGUGGGAGCCGAUACACAGCAGGGUGGUGACACAGCUGUUUCUGAGUCUGAGGCCCAGCAGAUCACACUGGCCCAGGUGUCUAUGGCAGCAGGACAGGUCUCCUCCAGCGGCCCCACAGUCACCCUGGUGCAGCUACCCAACGGGCAGACGGUUCAGGUCCACGGGGUCAUCCAGGCCGCCCAGCCCUCGGUCAUCCAGUCGCCUCAAGUACAGACUGUUCAGAUUUCAACAGUUGCAGAGGAUUCCCAGGACUCCCAGGAGUCGGUGGACAGUGUGACAGACUCUCAGAAGAGGAGGGAGAUUCUGUCCAGACGUCCUUCCUACAGGAAGAUCCUGAACGACCUGUCGUCUGACGUGUCUGCGGUCCCGCCGAUCGAGGAGGAGAAAUCGGAGGACGACUCGACCCCCGCCAUCACCACCGUUGCCAUGCCCACAUCAUGCCCCAUCUAUCAGACGGCCAGCGGCCAGUACAUUGCCAUCACCCAGGGCGGCGCCAUCCAACUGGCCAAUAACGGUACAGAUGGCAUGCAGGGGAUGCAGACCCUGACCAUGACCAACGCGGCGGGCGCCCAGCAGGGCACCACCAUCCUGCAGUAUGCCCAGACCUCCGAUGGACAGCAAAUCCUGGUGCCCAGCAACCAGGUGGUAAUGCAAGCUGCCUCUGGAGAAGUGCAGACCUACCAGAUCCGUACGGCCAACACCAGCAGCAUGACUCCUGGGAUGGUGAUGGCCUCCUCUCCCGCCCUGUCUGGCCAGGAAGGCCCAGAGGUUGUCGUCACCCGUAAGAGGGAGGUCAGACUGAUGAAGAACAGGGAGGCGGCCCGGGAGUGUCGCCGGAAGAAGAAGGAGUACGUCAAGUGUCUGGAGAACCGUGUGGCCGUUCUGGAGAACCAAAACAAAACCCUCAUCGAGGAACUGAAGUCACUUAAAGACUUGUACUGCCACAAAUCAGAGUAGUGUCCCACCCCCAUGUACAGAGACUCACCACAGAGCCAUGUAUCUGGCACCACCCUCCCCCAUUUAUCCUUUUCUUUUUAAAAAGCUCUACCAGUCUAUGAGACCUACAGAAAGAGGAAAAAGAACAAGAACACAAUUUCUCCACUUUUUCACAAGUAUCCCUUUAAAAGGAUGACCUCAUGAGUACCCCUAAAAAGGAUGGCCUCAUGAGUACCCCUAAAAGGAUGACCUCAUGAGUACCCCUUAAAAGGAUGACCUCAUGAGUACCCCUUAAAAGGAUGACCUCAUGAGUACCCCUUAAAAGGAUGACCUCAUGAGUACCCCUUAAAAAGGAUGACCUC
This is a messenger RNA of Oncorhynchus masou masou (cherry salmon), 1531 nucleotides long. Its product is annotated as cyclic AMP-responsive element-binding protein 1-like. The record is from RefSeq and is a predicted model, not a curated record. Gene Ontology annotation, cellular component: nucleus; ATF4-CREB1 transcription factor complex. NCBI's taxonomy places the organism in Eukaryota, Metazoa, Chordata, Actinopteri, Salmoniformes, Salmonidae. Gene Ontology annotation, molecular function: cAMP response element binding; DNA-binding transcription factor activity, RNA polymerase II-specific; protein binding. Gene Ontology annotation, biological process: regulation of transcription by RNA polymerase II. The transcript is spliced from 8 exons. The coding region runs from base 222 to 1190 and encodes 322 amino acids.